UGCGGAGCCAGGAUGGCGAAGGAGAUGCGGGCGCAGUACGAGCCGGUGGCGGAGAUCGGCGUCGGCGCCUACGGCACCGUCUACAAGGCCCGGGACUUGCAGAGCGGCAAGUUCGUGGCCCUCAAGAAUGUGCGCGUCCAGACCAACGAGAACGGGCUGCCGCUCUCCACCGUGCGUGAGGUGGCGCUGCUCAAGCGGUUGGAGCAUUUCGACCACCCCAACAUCGUCCGGCUGAUGGAUGUCUGUGCCACCACCCGGACGGAGCGCGAGACCAAGGUGACCCUGGUGUUCGAGCACGUGGAUCAGGACCUGAAGACGUAUCUGGACAAGGCGCCGGCCCCUGGCUUGCCAGUGGAGAAGAUAAAGGACCUGAUGCGCCAGUUCCUGAGCGGCCUGGACUUCCUGCACUCAAAUUGCAUCGUGCACCGCGACCUGAAGCCGGAGAACAUCCUGGUGACCAGCAGUGGGCAAGUGAAGCUGGCGGACUUCGGCCUGGCCCGGAUCUACAGCUGCCAGAUGGCCCUGACCCCUGUGGUGGUUACUUUGUGGUACCGCGCCCCGGAAGUGCUGCUCCAGUCGACCUACGCCACCCCCGUGGACAUGUGGAGCGUCGGCUGCAUCUUUGCCGAGAUGUUCCGGCGAAAGCCCCUCUUCUGUGGCAACUCGGAAGCCGACCAGCUGGGCAAGAUUUUUGACAUGAUCGGGCUCCCGGCAGAGGACGACUGGCCCCUGGACGUGGCCCUGCCGCACUGCGCCUUCACGGCACGCUCCCCACAGCCCGUGGAGAUGUUUGUACCAGAGAUGGAGAAGCUGGGGGCGCAGCUUCUCUUGGAGAUGCUGACCUUUAAACCCUACCAGCGGAUCUCGGCCUUCAACGCACUGCGUCACCUUUACCUCCAGGACAAGAGCCUGGUGGAGGGGUAA
This is a messenger RNA of Emys orbicularis (European pond turtle), 924 nucleotides long. RefSeq names its product cyclin dependent kinase 4 (gene CDK4). Lineage: Eukaryota; Metazoa; Chordata; Testudines; Emydidae. The coding region runs from base 13 to 924 and encodes 303 amino acids. The record is from RefSeq and is a predicted model, not a curated record. Gene Ontology annotation, cellular component: nucleus; cyclin-dependent protein kinase holoenzyme complex; cytoplasm. Gene Ontology annotation, molecular function: ATP binding; cyclin binding; cyclin-dependent protein serine/threonine kinase activity. Gene Ontology annotation, biological process: signal transduction; regulation of gene expression; regulation of G2/M transition of mitotic cell cycle. The transcript is spliced from 7 exons.